Molecule: messenger RNA, 1422 nt
Organism: Knipowitschia caucasica
Lineage: Eukaryota; Metazoa; Chordata; Actinopteri; Gobiiformes; Gobiidae
Source: the annotation of a GenBank genome assembly
AUGGAGAGAGACGGCUCCAGUCCGAGCACCAUGGACUGGGCGGGCUCCGUGGGGGUCCUUCAGCCGCAGACAGAGGACCCGUCUGGGAGGCCCCCGCUGUCUCUGGGCUUCCAGGUGUCUCUGUCCACCUUCCUCCUGGUGGAGCUGGUCCUGGGCUUCAGUAGUAACCUCACGGUCCUGGUCCUGUACUGCUCCCAGUCCAGUCUGGUGGACUCUGUGAGCAACAUGGUGACGGUCAGUCUGCACGUGCUGGAUGUGGCGGUGUGCGUCUUCUGCCUCCCGCUCACGCUCGUCCUGGUCCUGCUGCCUCCCGGGACCCCCCUGGCCUCUAUGUGCUGCUUCCACGAGGCCUGCGUGACCUUCGCCAGCGUCGCCACUGCGGUCAACGUCCUGGUCAUCAGCCUGGACCGCUACGACAUCUCUGUGCGUCCGGCCAACAGGCUCCUGACCCCUCGGAAGGCGGCGCUGCUGCUGACCGCGGUGUGGCUGGUCUCCGUCGCGGUGUUUUUUAUCCCCGUGUUUGAAAUGUGGAUGGUGGAGGAGGAGCCGUACCUGCCUUCGUCGUACCCGGACACUGACGGUGGCGUGUUGUUGUGGCAGAACAGGACGUCCCUGUGCGGCGGGCGGCGGGGCGACUCCGGCCUGUCCCACCUGGUCCUGCAGGUGCCCAUCUUCUUCACCACCGUGGCCGUCAUGCUCUUCACCUACUCUCGGAUCCUGAGGGCUUUGAACAUUCGCAUCGGGUCUCACAUGAAGACCCAGCGCUUCAGGAGCUCCAGGAGCAGGACCUGUCCUCUGAGGAAGACUGAGAAGAGGAGGAGGAAGGUGCAGGACGUGGGGGAGGAGCAGUGCACCGCAGACGGGACCAAGCAGCAGAGCCACCCUCCUCUGAUCCCCUCCCCCACCCCCACAGCCACCUCUCCCCCAGCCGUGGCCCCAGCUAAAGCCGCAGCUGCCCCGGUGGCUCACACACUGGGCGUCCAGGCCUCGGUGUCCGCCAUCAUCGCCCUGAGGCGGGCAGUGCGGCGCCACCGUGACCGUAGAGAGCGACAGAGGCGUGUGUUCAGAAUGUCCCUCAUCAUCAUCACCUCCUUCCUCUGCUGCUGGGGGCCUCUGUCUGUGGCCAACCUGCUGCUCCUGGCCCUGGGCCCCAGCGACGCCCUGCUCACGGUACGCCUCUGCUUCCUGACUCUGGCGUACGGCUCCACUGUGAUGCAUCCGCUGCUCUACGCUUUUACACGACAGAAACUACGGCGAGCGCUGAGGUCGAAGGUGAAGAAGAGGGUGGUGUCUCUGCUGCAGGUUGACCCGUCUCCCGGAGGAACUGUGAUCCAUAACUCGUGGGUGGAGACCAGGAAGACCCCGCGACAGGUGCAGGAGGCGAGCGAAGGCACCGAGCGCUGUCUGGCAGAGGUGCUGUAG